AUGAAUGAACCUAAUUAUAAAGAAUAUAAAACAAAUAAUAUAUACAAUAAAGAAAAUGAAUUAAAUAAUAGAAACAUUUUAAAGGAGGAAGAAAAUAUAAAAAAUGAAGAUCAAUUAUAUAAUGAAUUUGAAUUAGAAAUAGAUGAAGAAGUUAUUUCUAAUUUGUCUUUUUGUGUUUAUAACAAAAAUGUUAAUCAUAAAAUUAUAAAAGUAAAUAAUUUAAUAGAUAGUAACUUAUAUAACUAUAUUGUAAAUGAUAAAGUAUAUGUAGAAAAAGAGGUUAAUGAAAUUUCUAAUAAUUCUCUUCAUUUUGAUAAUACAAAAAAAAAUAUAUCUGUAAAAAAUUCAUCAGAUGAAUUAUGUAAUUCUGUGAUAGAAGAAAACCAGAAUACAUGUAUAUGUGAAGAGUAUGAUAAUUUAAAUAAGAUAGAAAUGAUGAAAUGCAUAAGUGAAGACAUAAAUAUAUAUAGUAAUAAGAAAAAAAAUGAUGUUUUAUUUUUAUGCUAUGAUGAAAAAAAUGAUGAAUGUGACUUAUGUGAUAGAUAUAGAAAAAAUUAUAUGUCAAAUAUGCAAACAUUGAAUUCUUCCAACAUAAAAAACUUAAAUGAUUUAAAUGAUUAUUUUUUUAUUCUUGGUUCUACAUCUAAUUCAAGAAAAUACAUUUUAAAAAAAAACAAUUUAAAUUUUUUAUCAAUUCAUAUAAAAAUUGAUGAAAAAAAAAUAGGAUGCAGAAAAAGACAUGAUCCUUUUACAUUAACAUCAAAUAUUUCUAUCGCAAAAGGAUUGAAAUUAUUAAGUAUGAUUAAAAAUAAUAUUGAAUUAAAAAAGAAAAUUUUAGAAUUGAGUAAAAAUAAAAAAUUAUUACUAUUAGUAGGUGAUGAAGUAAUAUAUUGUAAUAAUAAAAUAUAUGAAAAACCAAAAGAUAAAAAUGAAGCAUAUAAUUUCCUUAAAUCAUAUAACAACAAUAAAUGUUUUAGCUACAGUAGUAUUACAUUAAUUGAUUUUAUAACUGAAAGAAUUGUAACUGGAAUAGAUGAAUCUGUUAUCAAAAUUUGUGAUAUGAAUGAUAAUAUUAUAAAUAAAAUAUUAGAUGAUUUAACUAUUUAUUUUUGUGCUGGUGCUUUAAAAAUAGAAAAUACUUUUAUGCAUAAACAUAUAAAAGAAAUAAAAGGAAAUAUUGAUAGUAUUUUUGGUUUAUCAGUGAAUCUUUUAUUUCACUUGGUUAAUUUUUUAUAG
Plasmodium gallinaceum is the source of this 1236-nucleotide messenger RNA. RefSeq names its product Maf-like protein, putative. The coding region runs from base 1 to 1236 and encodes 411 amino acids. The record is from RefSeq and is a predicted model, not a curated record. The transcript has a single exon. Gene Ontology annotation, molecular function: nucleoside triphosphate diphosphatase activity. Lineage: Eukaryota; Apicomplexa; Aconoidasida; Haemosporida; Plasmodiidae.